CGUUUGCUUAACAGAAAGCCACGAAGAACCACACUUCAUUUCAACACAAGCGCCGUCUCCGCUGUUCGGGAAGUUUGUCCGCGCUGGCUGGGUGAGCCCAGAGACCUGCGGUCAGUCAUGCAGCUAUUUCAGCAGCUUCCCCUGGGAGAAGCGCGGCGCAGCCUUUGAACGGGAUAGGGAGCUCUUCUGAUGGGGCGGCAAGAAACCGGGCGGGCGGCGCUGCCUUCUGUGGCCUUGGCAAUCUCAUUUGGAUGGUGGCACAAGCGCGAGGUUGGGGGAGGCCGGCGCUCCGCUUUCUUCCAGUCCCUCGGGCAGACCUGGCCUUUCCUUCGCCGCCACACAUGAAAAGAUCGCACGGAAGAGGAGAGCUGGGCCCGGCAAUGGGGUUGGCUUCCUACAAAGAUGUCCCGCCAGCGUCCCGCCUCUUCCUUAGAUGCCUUGCCCCGGGCGCGAAACACACUAGCGCUUUCUUUUCUCGGGAACGUACAAGUCUGGAGAAACAUUCCCAAGCAUCCUAAUCUAGUCCACCUUAAAUGCAUGGGUGUGGCCUCAACAGCUGAGCAAUAAAAGUCAUCAAGCUGUGGCAAGUAGCUGCUUUUGCACCAUGGCAGAGUACCUGGCAGAAAAGAUGAACCUAUACGAUGUCCAAGCGAACAAGCUCGAUGCUUUCAUCGCUGAGUACCUGCAGCCCAGUGAGGAGUUCUGCAAGAAUGUUCAAGAAGCUGUCAAUAGAAUUUGUAAGUUCCUGAAAGAACGGUGCCGUAUGGAUGCUCGGGUGAUCAAGACAGUAAAGGGUGGUUCUGCAGGAAAAGGGACAACACUGGAAGACAAUUCAGAUGCUGAUCUGGUUGUCUUCCUGAACUGCUUCUUCAGCUUCCAGGAUCAGGCUGACAAGCGUGAACGUAUAAUCUAUACUAUCGAGCAGAAUCUCAAGCUUUGCUGCCAGAGUGUUGCCUUCAGUGUCACUAUCCAGCCCCCGAAGAAGAAGGGCAAACCGCCUCGCUCGCUCACUCUCACUCUCCAGUCAAAAAGGAAAAGUGAGGCAGUUGAAGUGGACAUUCUUCCAGCCUAUGAUGUUUUGGGUCAGAUAACCCAUGACAGCAAGCCACCAGAAUGGGUCUAUGUAAACCUCAUCGAGACCAAAGGGGAGCCCGGUGAAUUCUGUACUUGCUUCACAGAGCUGCAGAGAAAUUUUGUGAAGCACCGUCCACCCAAAUUCAAGGGUCUUUUGCGGCUGGUCAAGCACUGGUACAAGGAAUACAAGAAGAAGCUCAAGCAGACUGACCCAUCAUCAAAGCUACCCUCCAAGUAUGCCCUGGAGUUGCUGACUGUCUAUGCUUGGCAGGAAGGCACCAAGGAGGCAGAGCAAUUCAACACAGCGGAAGGGUUUUGUACAGUGAUGAACCUGCUGCUUCAGUAUCAAGAUCUCUGCAUUUAUUGGACUAAGUACUAUGAUUUUAAGAACUCCAUAAUAGAGGCAUAUGUGAAAAAAAGGCUGGGAGAAAAACGUCCUGUGAUCAUGGAUCCUUCAGAUCCAACAGGAAAUACAGCCAUGGGAAAAGGCUGGAACCUGCUGGCCGAGGAAGCUCGCCUUUGCCUGACUUGGGCAUGCUGCAAGAACAAAAAUGAGCCUGUUAAAUCCUGGGAUGUGCAGCCAGCCAGAGCCAUUCAGGUGACGGUGCAAGAUGGGCGAACACGAGCAAGUUUGGCUAAACUUACAGGAAGUCCUUACACCGCCAUCCAGAAGAUCAAGGAAAGCAUGGGAAGCAAGUGCUGUAUCCCUGUCAGUGAGAUGGCCCUGACCCUGCAGAAACCAGACUCAGGGACAAUAGACCUGCAGAAUGAACAGACUUUAGCAAGUUAUGGCCUGUUCUACGACACCACUCUCCUGCUUAAAGCACAAGAGAUGAAGAUUAACGUGAGAGACUACAACAGCAGAUCAUUAGUGUACACAGUCUCGCCCAAUGAAACUGUUAUGGACCUGAAAAGAAAGAUUGAAAAGCGAACAGGUGUAGUUGCAAACCAGCAGCGCCUGACCUAUAAUGACCAGGAGCUGGAUGACACAAGGAUGCUAGCUUCUUACAAGAUUAGCAGCCAAGACACUGUCUACCUGCUUUUGAGGCUUAGAGGUGGGCAUCCCUCCUUUUGAGUAGCAAUGCCCAGCCUUCCAGAUACACCACAUGUAGCCUUCCAGAUGCUAGGCUGAAACUCCCAUCAGAACUCACUGUUGGCUAUGUUGGCUGGGGCAGAUGGGAAUGGCAGCCCAACAAGAAUCUGAAAGGUUGGUGUUUCCAUUGUUGCUUAGCUUUUUCAAGAUUAUCCAGAACUGCAGUUGCUGUUUUUUGCUUGAGAUCUUAAUUUUAUCACCAGUCUUACGACAGUAGAAAUGUAUCAGACAAUGCAAUUUAUUCAGCAAGAAAAAACAAACAUUGCAAUUAUAUCAAUCACAAUACCCAUGACCAUUGUUGGGCAGGUUAAAUCAGUUGGGCUUAUUCCCAUGCAAGUGGAUAUGGGACUAUAGCCUAAGAACCUAAUUCAAAACAGAUAAAAGACAUAUUUGGAAUUAAUAUUUUUACAUAUUAUAUCUUAUAGGAUAG
Messenger RNA from Varanus komodoensis (Komodo dragon), 2597 nucleotides. RefSeq names its product 2'-5'-oligoadenylate synthase 1-like. Gene Ontology annotation, cellular component: membrane; cytosol; nucleoplasm. Gene Ontology annotation, molecular function: protein binding; double-stranded RNA binding; 2'-5'-oligoadenylate synthetase activity. NCBI's taxonomy places the organism in Eukaryota, Metazoa, Chordata, Lepidosauria, Squamata, Varanidae. The transcript is spliced from 7 exons. The record is from RefSeq and is a predicted model, not a curated record. Gene Ontology annotation, biological process: negative regulation of viral genome replication; defense response to virus; regulation of ribonuclease activity. The coding region runs from base 605 to 2149 and encodes 514 amino acids.